AUGGAUACUGCGAUUGCAGAGAUAAAGAAAGCAAUCGCCGAAGAGAUGCCACAUGAAAGUUGUUCUUUCACUCUCUGUAAAGCUAGUGUGUUUCCACCAACGUACAGAUUCAAAAUAAUCAUGAAUAGCGAUGCUGAUUUUGAUGAACUCUCUCACAUUCGAAAUACAUUUCGUCGCUUGCAAGAUGACCGCGUUCACAGCAGGGAUUAUCCUUGUGCACAAAGCUCAAAUCAAGAAUGGAACCAAGAAAGAAAAAUAAUCGAAUUUGACAUCGUUCCAGGGUUUCUCCUUCAAACAGAUUUAGUUCCUAAUCCGGACUCUUGGAUUCCAAUGACAUGUGACAGAUACGCUGUUAUGAAAUGGAUCCAUAAAGAACGUUAUGCAGAUGAUUAUCCUAGCCCUGACUUGCUCUGGAGGGAAAGCACAUGCGGAUACGAGAAACAUAUCAUCGAUAUUAGCUGUAGAAACGAAAGGUACCUCUACAUCCUCACAGCUUGUAGGGUUUUAAAGGCUUACAUAGACGGCUCUAGCGGCUGUUCACAGCUUUCAAGUCUCCUGUCGUCUUACCACUUGAAGAACAUUGCGAUCCACUGCAUUCUUCUGCAGAUUAAUAUUUCCAGCGUAAAGGAAGCUUUGGGCUACUUCAUGAUUUUUCUGGAGAUAGGCCUUGAAAAGGAGUUCUUGCCACACUAUUUUUACGGUAAUUCAAAUAUCGCUGAUAUGUUUUCAAUGCUCUCACCAAAGAUCGGCAGUAAACGUCUCAAUCUGCUGAAACAUAUCCCAGGAGAUCAUUUUGUACAGGCUCGGCUUUCUCUAGGACGGAUGCAAGCUGACUUGCGCCCACUUUACGCCGAAAGCUUUGAACUUUGUAACCCUAAGAAGAUAGAUUCUUUCAGAGAACUCUGCUCUGUGUAUGAUGAAAGCGGUAAAUGCAUUUUGAUGUAA
This is a messenger RNA of Ylistrum balloti, 945 nucleotides long. RefSeq lists its product as uncharacterized. Lineage: Eukaryota; Metazoa; Mollusca; Bivalvia; Pectinida; Pectinidae. The transcript has a single exon. The record is from RefSeq and is a predicted model, not a curated record. Bases 1 to 945 code for a protein of 314 amino acids.